CAUGCACUUUAGUCAUGCUAUGCAUCAUUUUCGCACCAAAAAAUACAGCCAUAUGUGACACACACCAGUAUAUAUACUGUCCAAAAACCAAGGGUCGCAAGGGGUGGGGUGGGGUGGAUGUGACUCUGCUUUUUUCCAUUCAUUAUCAGCAUACAGCACUCAAAUUUUGUCUCUGUGGAUGUAGUACUACUGAUAUGUACAGUAAGUCAGACAGAGCUCAGUCACUGAUUUUUGCAUGUAGCACUUACCCUGUCCUUUCCUUAUCACAUAGCUAUAUACUGUUCUUGUCAUUUGUUCUCCUUCACGGAGCUCUAACUUUUCACAUGCAAUUUGUUCAUUCUUUUUUCUUUUUUCUUUUUUUUUGAUACUAUAAUUUAAAUGCAAAUUGCACAUUCUGGCAUUUUUGAUCCGGCUGCUCUAACCCAGUUGGUUAGCACCCAUGUGAUGUGUGCCACCCAAAUUUAAUUGAAUUGGAUGCAAAUACUAGCAGUUGACAUGAUUCCUAGACUAUUAGCAUCUGAAGAACUACAAGUAUGGGCCGUAUAUGAUUUAGAGAGAGUUGGUAGUCUGGGAGGUCAGCGGAAGGGAUAACACGGCCAUGUGGAGAACCGAGUAAAACAAUGUUGCGCGGCAUCACGUCGACCAUCGAUAGCUUCAUUGUCUGUAGCAGGACAAUUGAGAUCCAAAGUACCAGGAAGGGUAGUUCAGGUCCAUGCCUGAAGAGCAGACAUAAAAAUCAUUCUUCUCCUUUUUGUUCCCUAAGUGGUUUCCAUUAGGUGGAAAAAACAGCAAAACUUACAAUUGUGCGAUAACUUUGGUAAACACAACAAAACCCCAAAGUACAACAAUCAGCUUCGUGUCACUGAACUUCUACAUACUCUCUUUUCUUUUUGGUUAAUGUACAUGUGAAACACAGCAGCUUUCUUACAAAGAUUAGCCUAAUCUGUUUUUGUUACUAACUCCUCUAUCUUCGUUUCUUUCUUUUGUUCAUGUACAUGUGAAAAAGAUCAACUCUAUUUUUCCUGGACUAAUCAUGGAACAAGCUGGACUGUGCUUUCUCUGUUUUGCCUUCUUGCUCCUCCUUAGUUGUGGUGAAUCUUCGGAAGAGAAAGGUUAUGGUGCAAGUGCAUAUGCUAUGCACUGGGACCCUGAUCAUACAUAUUCUGAACAAAACGGUUUUGAUGUGAGUGCAUAUGCUGUGCACUGGGAUCCCGAUUAUCCACAUUCCGAACAAAACGGUUUUGGUGCGAGUGCAUAUGCUGUGCACUGGGACCCCGAUCAUCCACAUUCUGAACAAAACGGUUUUGGUGUGGGUGCAUAUGUUGUGCACUGGGACCCCGAUCAUCGACAUUCCGAUCAACUCUAUUUUUCCUGGACAAAUCAUGGAACAAGCUGGACUGUGCUUUCUCUGUUUUGCCUUCUUGCUCCUCCUUAGUUGUGGUGAAUCUUCGGAAGAGAAAGGUAAUGGUGCAAGUGCAUAUGCUGUGCACUGGGACCCUGAUCAUACAUAUUCUGAACAAAACGGUUUUGAUGUGAGUGCAUAUGCUGUGCACUGGGAUCCCGAUUAUCCACAUUCCGAACAAAACGGUUUUGGUGCGAGUGCAUAUGCUGUGCACUGGGACCCCGAUCAUCCACAUUCUGAACAAAACGGUUUUGGUGUGGGUGCAUAUGUUGUGCACUGGGACCCCGAUCAUCGACAUUCCGCUUCUGCUGUUCCUGAAGCAGUGGCAAAACAUCAUCAGAUAAAAGUUCAAACUGGCAUGUUGUUCCUGAAGAAGAAUCUGCAUGUUGGCACUGUACUUCCGGAAGGAACCAAGUUUGCCCGAGCCGGUGCACCAAAGCCUGUCGAUUUCAUCUCAACUCUGUUGGAGUCGAAGAACUUGCCAAGCAUUCUUGCGCGGUUCAAGAUACCUCACGGCUCGAUGAAGGCGAAGCAGGUAGCUGACACCCUUGAGUCAUGCGGCAAACUGGUUGAAAUGGAGGAGCCUCACAUGUGCUUCACAUCUCAUGAAGCAAUGACAAGGUUUUCCACCAAAGCAUUAGGACUGAGCGGCGCACGCUCAGCCAUUACAAGGAUUCAUGGGCAUGAGACCCCCAACUCCAUGUACACUAUUGCACAGAUCGCCCAACUGAGCAACAAUGUGGUGCCAUGCCACCCUAUGGAUUUUCCAUAUGAGGUUUUCUACUGCCAUCGGCCGAAAGAGGUGCAGGCUUUGAGGGUGCAACUCAAGGGCUUGAAAGAUGGAAUGCCGCGCGUGACGGCAACAGCCAUGUACCACAUGAACACAUCUGAUUGGGACGAGCAGUACUUUGAGCUUUUGGGCGGAGAGCGUGGCGAAAGCAUUUGCCACUACAUGCCAACAAACUACAUCAUGUUCUAUUAGCUGUGGAAGGACAGCAAGGUGGCAUGAGUGGUGCUAAAGAAGAUUAAAGACGUCCAGUUUCGUCAGCAGAAGCAGCUAGCCUUGAUGCUUUCGAUGGAAACGGCCCUCAGCAUUAUGCUUUACCCUAGUUAUCUUGCUCCUUUGUUACGAGCUGGUAUGUAAUAAGCACUUAUCACUUGCUCGAGUUGUUAGGUAAAACCCUGUUUGUGAUGUACUACGACCUUGUGGGCUUUAUUAAUUUAUGCGAUUGUGAUAUUUGGCACAUGUGUGCCAUAUAAGCA
This is a messenger RNA of Triticum aestivum (bread wheat), 2665 nucleotides long. RefSeq names its product BURP domain-containing protein 4. NCBI's taxonomy places the organism in Eukaryota, Viridiplantae, Streptophyta, Magnoliopsida, Poales, Poaceae. Bases 1194 to 2384 code for a protein of 396 amino acids. The transcript has 12 exons. The record is from RefSeq and is a predicted model, not a curated record.